AUGAUCAUUCUUUAUGCCCCCAUUUACCCCUGUCAAGGAAUUUCGGGUCCACCUGGGGCUGGCAAGAGCACGUUCAUUGAAGCAUUUGGAUCACGAUUAACUGGUUCGGUGCCCUGGGAGCCAGUCAAUGAAAAUCCAAGUUUAUCUGUGAAAGGCCGCGUGAUCCAGACGACUUCUCCCUCCUCCAAAACGCUUCAGGGUUUGUACUUCUUCAUACUAAUUUCCUUAUAG
Messenger RNA from Protopolystoma xenopodis, 231 nucleotides. The record is from the annotation of a GenBank genome assembly. Lineage: Eukaryota; Metazoa; Platyhelminthes; Monogenea; Polystomatidea; Polystomatidae.